AACUUCGUGAGCCUCUCCAAAUUCAUGAAAUCUCAACCACAACCACUCCUCAUCCAUCUCCCACCACGAUUGCGACGAUGGAUUCUCCACGCGAUCAGGUAUUUGGAGAUGCGCCAUCUCAAUUGAGCGAAACCGAUGCGAUUCCUAGAAGCGAACGAAAACGCAGAAUAUCGGAUUCUAGUGAUGGUGAGAAGAAGAAGCGGAGGCUUUCAGGCUCGGGGGACGUAGAAACAAGCGCCUUGCCUUUAUUUCAGCAGCCAGUAUUGCCGACCUUCAACCUUACGACUUCGAGUCGUCCCAAAACGAAUUCGACUCCCGGAAAACCCUCACCAGCGAAGGAUGACGAUGAGAGUACAGGAUGGCAGGUGGUAGAAAAGGGGAAAAGGCAUCUUAAAAAGAUCCCAAAGAAGAACUCGGGCAACUAUCCCGAAUUCGAAUUCUCCAAGAGUUCCCGACUACAAUCCCAGAUCAAAAUCAGCGACUUGCAAAGCUUGGUCUUGUAUAUAUUGGCAGAUGGAGGCGCACCGCUAUUCGUGGCUGUGCGUCACCGACCACAUAUUCGGAAGAUUGUUGUCUUAAUGAUUCCCGGGUUGGAGCAUUCGAUGUUCGAAAAGGAAGACGGAAAGAAGAAGUCCAAAAACCGGGACUUCUCUUCUCCAGACCACUACUACCCAAGCAAGCUCGUUGCAGAGGAUCUGCCUCUAGAAGUUAGACCAUUGGCAGAUAUUUUCAAUCUUCUUUGGCCGGUCAAGACUCCAGGGGAUGAUAGAAUGGGCAAAAUGCACUCGCCUCUCCACGCGAUGCUUACUGCUCCUCUACCAAAGGAAAAGGACGAUAAAAGCAAGAUUGUAAAUAACAAUAAGCAAAAUAAAAAAGGAGCGCGACCGGCAAGGGUACCACCAGGAUGGAAGAAUGUCCGAACUCCCAUCACAGCAUAUAUUCAUACUCGCGAUGAGCUUCUUGAGAACGAGUAUGUCGUUCAUUCUGCAAUGUAUACUGUUGAUGCCGAAAAGCAAGCAUGGGCGCAAGUUCGUGCAGAAAAGGGAACUUCCCAAGCUCACGGCUGGGUCGAUUCGUUAGUUUUGAAUAUGGAUGAAGGAGAUGUUCCGGAAAACGAAAUCGAAGCAGGUAGUUUAACGGCCGGUCGAGAAAUUCUUGCCAUGGACUGUGAAAUGUGUAUGACUGGCGAGGGAGAGUUUGCUCUUACUCGUAUAAGCAUUGUUGGAUGGGAUGGAUCUGUUAUUAUGGAUGAACUUGUAAAGCCAGACAAGCCCAUCAUUAAUUACUUGACUCAGUGGGUUCCCUCGAUACUUUGAAGGAAACUUUGCUAAUUGGAAUCUAGGUACUCAGGCAUGACAGCAGAACUGCUUGCCCCGGUAACUACAACUCUACAAGAUAUCCAGACGAGACUUUCCCGCAUUUUGAACCCUGGCACUAUCCUCCUUGGCCAUUCUCUAAAUUCGGACUUGAACGCUCUUAAGAUGACCCAUCCAUUCAUCAUCGAUACCGCACUUCUAUAUCCACAUCCCCGCGGUCCACCGCUAAAAUCCUCUUUGAAAUGGCUAGCUCAACGCUUCCUCAAUCGGGAGGUCCAAAAAGGUCAUGGAGGAACAGGUCAUGACUCCAUCGAAGACGCAAAAACCUGUCUGGAUCUCGUAAAGCAAAAAUGCGAAAAGGGUCCAGAAUGGGGAACCAGCGAUGCAGCGGGAGAAAACAUAUUCAAGCGUGUUGCUCGAGCUGGCGUGCGAUAUAAGAAUCAAGGAGGGGCUGCCGUUCCAAGUGCAUUAAGCGGGAAGUCAAGCGCAGCAAUCGACUGGGGCGAUCCAAAAAAGGGGCCUGGCGCCACCGCCAACUUCCAAAUCGGAUGUCAGGACGACGAAGAAGUAACUCAGGGAGUCAUCCGCGCCGUCAAGGGCGACGCAGAUGGCAAAGAAAUUCCCGGCGGCGGCGUAGAUUUCAUCUGGGCGCGCUUGCGCGAAAUCGAGUCCUUGAAAGGAUGGUGGAACGACAAUCGCAACAACAAAAAUGGGCAAUCUACUAUCCACACCAACGACGAUGACCAAACUCCCCCUUCCUCUCCCAUCCCUCCCUCAGACCCUCAUACCACCUCCAACAAAGAAGCCACCGCCCGUCUCAUGACCCGACUCACGCAGAUCUACGAGGCUCUCCCCCCCUGCACGGCAUUCGUCGUCUACAGCGGAUCGGGCGAUCCGCGGGAGAUGAGUCGUCUCUCGAAUAUGCAUGCUCGCUUUAAGCGGGAGUAUAAUACUAAGAAGUGGGAUGAGUUGAGUGUUAAGUGGACGGAUACGGAGGAGCAGGCUUUGAAACGGGAGGCGAAGAGGGCGAGGGAGGGGGGAUUGGGGUUCUUGACUGUGAAAUGAGAACAGUCUCAGAGAGAGAGGAUCUGUGGUUGAGUUGUUACACUGCGUAUCUGCGCUGUUUUUUGGGAUGGAGUGCUGUGUGGUAUGCAUGAUGGAUAGUAGGUAGGCAGGUAGUAAGUGAGUGGGUUGACCCCAUGGAGGGAAUGAGGUAGGUAGACGGACAUCUGUGGAUAUAGCUGCUUUGAUGGUCAUAUGAAGGAUGCUUGCUUGACGGCAGUAGUAAGUUGUCUUACAUACAUGCAAGAUAUGUAGUAGGGAAAUCAGAUACUAUACCAC
Molecule: messenger RNA, 2657 nt
Organism: Hymenoscyphus albidus
Lineage: Eukaryota; Fungi; Ascomycota; Leotiomycetes; Helotiales; Helotiaceae
Source: the annotation of a GenBank genome assembly